UGUUUACUGGAGUGCAAGGUGUGAUUCUGCACGUUCAUGUGCAAAACAAGUGCUUGAUUACUGUGUGUGAGAGCGAGAGAGUGAAAGGUGUGCGGGCUCUGUGGAGGGCAGAAUCCUGGAUUUCCCAGAGAUGGAGGGUCAUGGUUAUGACCGGUUUGGAGACAGCGAGAGGGACGGUUACCAGAUUGACUACAGAAGGAUUGUGGGAGACAUGGAGCCUUCAUGGCCUCUGGUCUCAAACAGAGAUGGAGAGCAGCCUCAUUCCUUCCUGGCUCAGGCCCACCCAACAUCACAUGUGCACGGGCAUGAGACUGCAGCCCAGAGAUACAACAACACACGUAUCCAAGCUGGAUAUGAACCAGAGAGUGACUUCCUCAUUCUCCCUGGUUUUAUUGAUUUCACUUCUGAUGAGGUGGAUUUGACGUCUGCACUGACGAGAAAAAUCACCCUGAAGACGCCGCUCAUUUCGUCUCCCAUGGACACAGUCACAGAGUCAUCCAUGGCUAUUGCCAUGGCACUGAUGGGUGGGAUUGGAAUAAUCCAUCAUAACUGCUCCGCUGACUUCCAGGCCAACGAGGUCCGGAAAGUCAAGAAAUUCGAGCAGGGCUUCAUCACAGAUCCGGUGGUGAUGAGUCCUUGUCACACAGUUGGCGAUGUGUUCGAAGCUAAAAGACGACACGGUUUCUCUGGGAUCCCAGUGACAGAGACGGGGAAGAUGGGCAGCAAGCUGGUCGGCAUAGUGACGUCCAGAGAUAUAGACUUUUUGUCUGAGAAGGACUAUGACAAACAUCUGGAAGAAGUUAUGACAAAAAGAGAAGAUCUGGUUGUUGCGCCUGCUGGAGUUACACUAAAAGAGGCGAAUGAGAUACUGCAAAGAAGCAAAAAGGGAAAACUCCCCAUUGUUAAUGACAACGAUGAGCUGGUUGCCAUUAUUGCCCGAACUGACUUGAAGAAGAACAGAGAUUACCCUCUGGCUUCCAAAGACUCUCGCAAACAGCUGCUGUGUGGCGCUGCAAUCGGUACCAGGGAGGACGACAAAUUCAGACUGGACCUCCUCAUCCAGGCUGGGGUGGACGUGGUAGUCCUGGACUCUUCCCAGGGAAACUCAGUGUAUCAAAUCAACAUGAUAAACUACAUGAAAUCAAAGUAUCCUGAUCUACAAGUGGUGGGAGGAAAUGUGGUGACAGCUGCACAGGCUAAAAACCUCAUAGAUGCUGGUGUGGAUGCUCUGAGGGUCGGCAUGGGCUGUGGCUCAAUCUGCAUCACUCAGGAAGUGAUGGCAUGUGGACGGCCCCAGGGUACAGCUGUGUACAAGGUUGCAGAGUAUGCCAGACGUUUCGGAGUCCCAGUCAUUGCUGAUGGAGGCAUUCAGACUGUGGGACACGUGGUCAAAGCGCUCGCUCUGGGAGCAUCGACAGUGAUGAUGGGGUCUUUGCUAGCAGCGACCACUGAGGCUCCAGGAGAAUAUUUCUUUUCAGAUGGUGUGCGCCUUAAAAAGUACAGAGGAAUGGGCUCCUUGGAUGCGAUGGAGAAGAACAACAGUCAAAAGCGCUAUUUUAGUGAGGGCGACAAGUUAAAGGUGGCUCAGGGAGUCUCAGGAUCAGUACAAGAUAAAGGCUCCAUUCAAAAGUUUGUUCCUUACCUCAUUGCUGGGAUCCAACAUGGCUGCCAGGACAUCGGAGCCAAGAGCUUGUCCAUCUUGAGGUCCAUGAUGUACUCAGGCGAGUUAAAGUUUGAGAAGAGAACCAUGUCUGCACAGAUGGAGGGGGGAGUUCAUGGCCUCCACUCAUAUUCUUUUGUGCCAUUUGCAAGAAGCGACUUUUCUGAAGCAGGAGGAGGAAGAGGAAACACACGAUCCGGGCCUAAUGUCCCAUCCCCGGCUGCUACGAGCAGAUGCAAUGGACGCAUGUGAUCAGAACCA
This is a messenger RNA of Nematolebias whitei (Rio pearlfish), 1921 nucleotides long. It is a transcript of the gene impdh1a, whose product is annotated as IMP (inosine 5'-monophosphate) dehydrogenase 1a. Bases 131 to 1912 code for a protein of 593 amino acids. The record is from RefSeq and is a predicted model, not a curated record. The transcript is spliced from 15 exons. Gene Ontology annotation, biological process: GTP biosynthetic process. Lineage: Eukaryota; Metazoa; Chordata; Actinopteri; Cyprinodontiformes; Rivulidae. Gene Ontology annotation, cellular component: cytoplasm. Gene Ontology annotation, molecular function: IMP dehydrogenase activity.